This is a messenger RNA of Stegostoma tigrinum, 4352 nucleotides long. RefSeq names its product mitochondrial ribosomal protein L47 (gene mrpl47). Gene Ontology annotation, biological process: mitochondrial translation. Gene Ontology annotation, cellular component: mitochondrial large ribosomal subunit; mitochondrial ribosome. The transcript is spliced from 7 exons. The coding region runs from base 394 to 1092 and encodes 232 amino acids. Lineage: Eukaryota; Metazoa; Chordata; Chondrichthyes; Orectolobiformes; Stegostomatidae. Gene Ontology annotation, molecular function: structural constituent of ribosome. The record is from RefSeq and is a predicted model, not a curated record.
UUCUCACUAUCCCACACUGUACAGCGAAUAGUCAACAAACUUUCAAAUCAGAUUCUUUAUAAAUUUCUGUCAACAUGUUCUUGCGCUUUGUGAAAGGGUGGAGUGAACGUUGUCGACGUUAAUAUCGUAUUUUCUGUUUCAGAUUGAAACAUCCAUACAGUGUUUUAUUGUAUUACAGACAUCAAGACCGUGCUUUCUUUGGUUGCACAAACUAGCUGAAAUGACAAGAUUAUUUACUUCGGAUAAUGUACAGGAUCGAUUUCUUUUCAUUUAACCUGACGUUUCCAAACUUGACACAUUGCCAAUGAGAAAAAAUGAGUUAAUAUUGAUCAGUGAGCUGCUCUGGCGGCCGGUUGCCAGGCUACCAGUGACGUUGUGCAUUCUGGGAGUAAGAUGGCGGCGCGUGUCGUGAGCUGGUGCUUGCGUCUGAGUAAAACCUUCCGGAUCGGCCCGAAAAACUUGGACAAAUUUCAGAAGUUUGGAGUGGGAUCAAGCCUGUCUGCACAGUGUAGAUCUGUGCAUACUUCUGGUUCCUGUCAAGGGCUGGAUGAGUUCUUUGAUGACGCUAAGAACUGGGGAGAACCGACUGUAAAAUCUGGUGCACCUUGGACAGCAAAACAACUACGAAUAAAAAGCAAUGAAGAUUUACACAAGCUCUGGUACAUUCUUCUCAAAGAAAAGAACAUGCUUUUGACUUUAGAACAAGAAGCAAAGCGACAACGAUUACAAAUGCCCAGUCCAGAGCGUUUAAAGAAAGUAGAACGGUCUAUGGCUAGAAUUGACUCAAUCGUUCAAGAACGUGAAGAUGCUCUAAGGUUGCUGCAGACUGGGCAGGAGAAAGGCCGUCCCGGCGCUUGGAGGAAGGACAUCUUUGGGCAAAAUCUUUGGUACAAGUUUAAGGAAUGGCCUAUUCCUUGGUACCUAAACAAGAUAUACAGAAGGAAACAAUUUUACACACCACCAUUCGUGGAUAUUUUUGUUAGACGACGUAUUGAGAAGCACCUACGUAAAAUCAACAAUGCCAGAAAGGCAAAAAUGGAGGAAGAGAAAGUACUAAAAGAAAAAUUCCAACGUUACUCUGCAUCAAAUUAACCUUGCACUGAAAGAUAAAUUUGUAUAAAAGAUAUAAUUGCUUACACAAUUCACUUAAUUUAAAUAUGAAACCCCUGUGAGCAUGUUGCCAAGUGCACAGGUAAUGGAAAAAUUUUUAAACAGCAGUUAGGGAUAAUUAAGAUUAUCGCAAGUACAUUUAUUCUAUUGUACUGUACCUCCAGACUUACCCUUGGCAAACAUGUAAACAACUGAUAUCAUUUAAAAGGCACAAGAUAAACUGUUAAUCCGUACAGUGUAGAAAACAUAACCAGCUACAAAAAUAUCACUAGUUAACAAUAUUUGGUGUUCCCUGAAAAUGGUGUGAUUUGUAUCUAAAUACAAAUAGUAAAUUGUAAGUUUAUAAACACAUCUUUGGGGGUCUGGUUGAUUAGUAAAAUUAGCUGAACGAUUUAAAAAACCUUUAUAAAAUAUACAUUAUCUAUCCACUAUACAAUGAAGUCCAACAGGUUUGGCACUGUUGCGGAGGACCAUAGUUGGGGCAUCAAAAAAACUGGUAAAAACUUCACAGGUGAUGUAUCUAUAAUAUUGUUAAUUAAGGGCAUUUCCUUUCAACACAUUGUUUUCCUCCUUCUUCAUAUUCCUGUUUGGAAAUCCACAUUUGUUGGAAUGUACCCUUCAAGACAAAAAAUGUAGGUAACUGUUAGUGGAUUGGUCAUUGACAAUUAUUUUACACAUCUUAGCAAUAAAAAAACUUCAGAUCCAGAAAGCAGACAGGAGUGCUACUUACUUGAUUUCUUAGCACUGCAACCUCAGGUUUUUGUUUAGACAUGGCAGACUUUAAACAACAGUAUUGUUAUGCAAAGACAACUGAGGAAAUGGACAAGCCAGUAUCAGACAGAUAGGGGUUGUAGUCAAUGGAGUGAAAAUGUAAAGUGGAACGUUGAGGGGUCAGAGUGGAAGCCGAGAAAAAAAAAAAUUCAAAAGGAGCAGACACAAACAGUGCCAAAAUCCAUAAUUUUCAAAAGGCAGGGUGUGCAGGUAGAGAACACAAUGGAGUUCCAGUUAUGCAAGGAAGUGGUUGAGACUUUUUGAAACAAAAAAGUCAAGGGAUACAAACAUUGCUGGUAAAGCCACCAUCCUCCACUGCCAUCAAAAAUUAUGGUAGGAGGAGCAGUAAAUUCUUCAACUGGGAAAGCUUUAUUAUACCAGAAAUAUCAAUAAAAAUCUCAUAAGAUUAGUCACAAAGGACAUACUCAAAAACCCUACAAAAUGAAAUAACUUGCACAAAACUAAAUCCAUAAGCUCAUAGAUAAAUAAUAUUGACUAAGGGCUCAAAUCUGUGCAGCAGUCAAAUGCCUGGCAGAAACAGGCCAAUUUACUGAAACUACUGCACAAGAACCAACUGUAUACAGUCAGCUUAAGAAAUGCACCUCUAUAGAUGGGAAACAAAAUCAAGAGCUGUUGCUCCAUACACGGGCAGUUUUGUACUUUCUUCUAAUAGAAGCAAUCAGAAGCAGUUGGAAAGGCAAGUGGCAAUAUUGAGACAGCUGGAGUUUGGAAGGGGAAAAAGAUAGUUUAAAGAAAAUAUGUAAAAUACUUAAGCAAGACAAAAGCAAAAGCCAGCAAUUAUUACUCACCAAAGAGGCUAGAAUAGAGCCACCAAUCCAGGAGCUAAAUCUGCGUUCCACUGUGGUGUUAUUGGCCAUUAACUUCAAACGCAUGCUCUGAAAAUAAAUGAUUUAGGCAUUACUUACAGUCUAAUAUUUGAUCAGCCACACGCAGUGUAUUUUAAAAAUAUUAUUGUUGAACUGAUUUCUGAAAUCUAAAGUAGUAACAUUCAGUCAGAAUCUGAAGUCAUUCCCUACUCAGAACUGUUUUACGUUUUUCAAAAAAAAUUCAGGUGAAAUAACUUGUGCAUUUUUUCCAACAUGCAGCUGAACAGUGGCAAGGAUCUUAAAACGGUUUUAAUGCAAAUGUAGUGUGUGAUUUUGAUGAGACUUUUUCAACUUCAGUUAUCUACAGUUAAAUUUUAGUUGUACUAAUCAAACCUUUUCACUUCAUUGCCAAGGUUUCAAAAGUGUAUUUUGUAUCUCUCCAUUGCUCCUGAGGUUUUAGUGGGCCACACUUAAACUAGGUGCUAAAUCGCAAAACAGUUAAAAAGUAAAAUUUAUGUCCCAAAUUUUCAGUAAAACAGAAGACAGAUUAUCUGUACUCCUCACUCAGUGAAAAUUCAACCAGAAACUUAGUGAUCACAUGUGCAAAGUUAAAUUUGGAAAUUAGUAAUUGCUCUUCCAGAAGAUACAUUACACCAAUAUCUCACCAAGAAAUUUAGCAAUGAAACUUAUUUAAGGGAGUAAGAUUGCAACAGCUACAAAACAUAUCUUCUAGUAAGUACUCCAAAACAAGUUAGGUUUGUCUUAACUAUUAUCAGUCUUCCCGGCAGUGAAAACUAACUUUGUCAAGUCUGGAAUUUCAUUCCUUCAGAAUUCAACUUAUCUUAGAUUUUCCUUAAAAAAUUAAAAAGCCAUCCAUUUCCCUUAAAUUAAUCUCUUAGACCGACAGAAUUUACUUGCCCAACAGUUCCUGGUUCAGGCUACACACCUCACUAAGGAUUUGUCAGUCUAAUUGAACAAAGCAAGCAAAUCUAUCAGAACCACAUGCACAUCAAAGAUCCUGUGAAGGCUUUAGCACAGAAAUUAUUUUCUAAUCAUCACAUGUUCCAUUACAAAAAUGUUUAGGAAAUCUAUGAGCAAACUGUAAGUGUAAUAAUUUGCUGGCAUCUUAGUUUGCUGCUGACUAAGUUCAGAUUUUAAAAAAAUAUAUAUUACUAGUUUGUAUCUCAGUCCAAAUUGUCCUUUUGCAAGCAAAAUAAGUAUUUAUUAGAAUUAAGUAUAAGCUAAUUAUUCAUUAUGCAAGAAACUAAUAUUUUCACUUUGGAGACAUUCUUUGAAAUGGAUACUCACAGGUGGCGUUUUCUGGGAGAGCUCCCUGUUCAAACGGUCUGUGAAGCUCUGUAUUAAUGUGUUUCCACCUGCUGCAAUCACACUGCCAUAUAAACCCUGAGAAAAACACCACAAACAAUAGAUAAUAACAGCCAAGUAGUAGGGAUAAAUCCAACAUAAGUUGCUGGUUGGUACAAUAUUCGAUGAACUGUUGUCCACAUUUCAUCUGUGAAAGAUCUGGGUGGAAUGUUUGAUCCAUGUCCUCCAGUCCUAGAUUUCUUAACCAGUGGAAAUAGAUGUUCUUUAUUUAGCCUGUUCUGUUAAAGACUUAAUAAAAUAUCCCCUUAAUCUUCAAAA